UAUGAAGCUACGUUAAAUCACAGAGACAUUUUUAAAACUGCAAUGGAAAUCUUUCUGCAUCAUAAAACUUAUUUCACUUUGCAAACUGUUUAGGCGUCUUAAACCUACGUCCUUAUCGUUAAAAAAAUUAAAAUCCUAGGUUUAAAUUAACUAUCACGGUAUGAAAGAAAUGGGAGGCUCCGGAAAGAGCGUGCUUUUUCUGACUAGUUCAUAGAAAGAACUUUGCUAUAAUGGGAUAGAAUUUUGCUUUCCUAAAUAUAAGGAUUCAAACAUGCCUUGAAUUCUCCCGCCCUCCCUAAGAAAAAUUCACAGAGUAAAACAAAUAAAUACGUCUAUGCCACUCCCGGUGCAGAAUGGGUGUUACUAAAGGCAGGAAUGUGUAGAGGAGAAAAGAUGGGCCUGGUGGCUGUGAAUUCUCUCCAUUCAAAAUGUUCUGAGUUGUGGCAAUACGAAGCGAUAAGUGAAAGGGACUGGAACUUUAGGUUUACUGAAAGAUUCUUGGUAUUCUAAUGUGGUGAUCACUUCGGUUCAAAGCCAGGAACCUCAGCCUUUCCAGGUCCUGGUGGAGAAAGCUGGAGACUCCCGGGCAGGACUGGGCUGUGGGAGGCAGGGAGACUGACCCAGUUCAGCGCCGGGGUUGGCGCUUCCAAGCCAGAUGGCGGCGCUUUCCACUCUAGGUUUUUUGCAACCUUGUAAGGAAGUGGGCGCGGGCUGAGCGGAGUCUGCGCUUUCUGAUUGGCUGGCCGUCUCAGUGAUUGACAGGACCCCGGGCUCCGCCCCCGCCCCUUUAUUGACACUAAUGAGCAAGUUCUUCCCACCGCUCUCCUGCCUGGAAGUGCUGACAGAUCAAGGCAACAAAUUUCAAUUACAAUCCCUAAUUUGUGUCCGCAGAGUGUUUUUUACCCAUGUUAGUUCUCUCUGGCGCAUCAGUCGAGGCAGAUCUUGGAGCAGCAGGAGGAGGUGGAGGGGGUGGGAGCGAAGGAGUCCAUCAGUGAGAGAGCGCGCGCGAGAGACCGAGGGAAGGAAACUUGGCGGGCGCGUCGCUGGUUCCUCGGAUCUCAACACAGUCGCGAGAGAGGAAACGCCAAAUUUGUCUCUGCCCGCGGCGGGGAAGGGCGCUGAUCUGGGCCUGCGGGAGGCCCCGAGAGUCGUUCAGAUUUUGGUGGGGGAAGGAGAGCGAGUGUGUGCGUGUGCCCGCGCGCGUGUAUAUGAGCGAGGGGCGGGCGCCGGGCGGCGGGGAUGGCCGAGAAGCGGAGGGGCUCGCCGUGCAGCAUGCUAAGCCUUAAGGCGCACGCCUUUUCGGUGGAGGCACUGAUCGGCGCCGAGAAGCAGCAACAGCUUCAGAAGAAGCGGCGAAAGCUGGGCGCUGAGGAGGCGGCCGGGGCCUUAGAUGACGGAGGCUGCAGCCGCGGCGGCGGCGCCGGCGAAAAGGGCUCCUCCGAGGGAGAUGAAGGCUCUGCGCUCCCGCCGCCGGCUGGGGCGGCUUCCGGGCCCACCCGGAGUUGCGCAGACCUGGAGCGGAGCUGCGGCUCCCGGGGAGCCGCGGGUGAGUCGGCCCCUCCCGCCUAAACUUCUUCCCCGCACGUCCCCUCCCGGUCCCGCGGGCCCGUACCGCCGCGGAGAACCUGAACUUCUGCGAGUUGUGGGCGUGCGAGCGCGCGGUGUCCCCACGCACCCAGGGCAACUCGGCCACAGGCGCUCUAGCGGUGGGUGUCAGGGCUCAAAGCUCCCGCUGCUGUGGCCGCUCCUCCGCGCAAUUCGGGUCACGGUUCAAACGGUUAAAAUGCCGCUUCCAGUCUGGCUUCUCAGGCGGCCGCCGCCCACUCGGCGAAGCUCACCCGUAGCAGCUGCAGUUUGCGGCGCUCAGCGGUGCAGAUCUGUGCUUUCCGCAUCUGCCUCCCUUGGGCUUCUAGCCCCUGGGUGCUCUUUUUUAUUCCCUAACUUUUCAAAGCUAAAGAGUGGGGUGAGCGACGGCGUACCCCCCCACCCCCCGAAACCGAAACAAAUGCCUAAACCAUUUGGGCAAACCAGGAAGAGGGCGGUGUAUUUGCAAACGUGGUUUCCCAAGGGCUCGCUAAGCGGUUCCCUUGCCUCCCCCCACCCUUGGUUCCCGCUGCCAAGGCCGACGGCGAUCUUGGGCUUGUUUUUCGCGCUCUUCUCUUCCCUGUGCCGCUUUGCUAAGACGCUCAGGACGGCCAGGGAGUUUGGCGAGAGCGGUGUCUGGACAGAUUGCUAGAGGAUGCCUCCGGCCGGGCCCUAAGCAAGGACGCCGAUUGCGAAGCGAGGCCCAAGGAUCUGAGACCAGGAACCCGAGCGCCAGGCGCUUUUGCUCUGUGCUCUCCAUGGCUCGGGGUGUAUCGGGCACGGAUCCCAGACUCCGGCUGCGGCACAAAACUUAUUUUGGGGCCUUGACCGGGCGGAAGCAGGGAGGGUGGGGUGGACUUGGGCCGCACGCCUCUUCGGGACUUGAGACUUGGGGGCCAAGAGGGCCCGACUUGAGCGUCGAGUGUCCGUCCCUUCGGCUGGCGGAGCAGGUAUUUAACUACCCGUGGGCCUGUUACAAGGGCCGGAUGGCAGGAACGCUUCCGUUUUUCCCGCGGCCCUUUUCUCUUCCCAGUCGCCCUCGGGGGGUUUAUCUCCCCACGAGGCUUCCCAUCUCGAGCCCUCACCGGUACCCCCUCUCUGCCCUUUGCUGCCCAGGCGGCUGUGAGGAUGGCUUCCUGCAGGGCGCUUCCCCGCUGGCAUCCCCAGGAGGCUCCCCGAAGGGGUCCCCCGCGCCCGCCCUGGCCCGGUCCGGGACCCCGCUGCCCUCGCCGCAGGCCCCGCGGGUGGAUCUUCAAGGAGCUGAGCUCUGGAAGCGCUUUCACGAGAUCGGCACGGAGAUGAUCAUCACCAAGGCGGGCAGGUAUGUUUAUCACAGCUCUAAAUGGAUGGUGGCGGGCAAUGCUGACUCCCCCGUGCCACCCCGCGUGUACAUUCAUCCGGACUCGCCUGCCUCGGGGGAGACUUGGAUGAGACAAGUGAUCAGUUUCGACAAGCUGAAGCUCACCAACAACGAGUUGGACGACCAAGGCCACAUUAUACUUCAUUCUAUGCACAAAUACCAACCGCGAGUCCACAUCAUCCGUAAAGACUGUGGGGACGAUCUUUCUCCCAUCAAGCCUGUUCCAUCUGGAGAGGGAGUGAAGGCAUUCUCCUUUCCAGAAACUGUUUUCACCACUGUCACCGCCUAUCAGAACCAGCAGAUUACUCGUCUAAAGAUAGAUAGGAAUCCCUUUGCCAAAGGCUUCCGAGACUCCGGGCGUAAUAGAAUGGGUUUGGAAGCCCUUGUGGAGUCAUAUGCAUUCUGGAGACCUUCACUACGGACCCUCACCUUUGAAGAUAUCCCUGGAAUUCCCAAGCAAGGAAAUACAGGUUCCUCUACCUUACUCCAAGGUUCUGGGAAUGGCGUUGCGGCCACCCACCCUCAUCUUUUGUCCGGCUCCCCUUGCUCAUCUCCUGCCUUCCAUCUGGGACCCAACACCAGCCAACUGUGUGGUCUGGCCCCAGCUGACUAUUCCGCCUGUGCCCGCUCUGGCCUCACCCUCAACCGAUACAGCACGUCCUUGGCUGAGACCUACAACAGGCUCACCAACCAGACAGGGGAGACCUUCGCCCCUCCCAGGACUCCCUCCUACGUGGGCGUCAGCAGCAGCGCCUCGGUGAACAUGUCCAUGGGCGGCACGGAUGGGGACACCUUCAGCUGCCCACAGACCAGCUUGUCCAUGCAGAUUUCAGGGAUGUCUCCCCAGCUCCAGUACAUCAUGCCUUCACCCCCCAGCAACGCCUUUGCUGCUAACCAGACCCACCAGGGUUCCUACAACACGUUCAGAUUACACAGCCCCUGUGCCUUGUAUGGGUAUAACUUCUCCACAUCCCCUAAACUGGCUGCCAGUCCUGAGAAAAUUGUUUCUUCCCAAGGAAGUUUCUUGGGGUCCUCACCAAGUGGGACCAUGACGGAUCGGCAGAUGUUGCCCCCCGUGGAAGGCGUGCACCUGCUUAGCAGUGGGGGUCAGCAGAGUUUCUUUGACUCUAGGACCCUAGGAAGCUUAACUCUCUCAUCAUCUCAAGUAUCUGCACAUAUGGUCUGAUGAAGCCUUUAAGUUAAACUACAUUCGAAUCCAGCUAAUGUAUUUUCUUUCUUUGUUUUCUUUUAUUACUUUUUUUUUCUCUUUGGAAAGCAAUAUGAAAAGAAACUUAUCAAGUAGCUUGUAAAAUGUAUAUAUAAUAGAAAAUGAAGGCUCACUGAGGUUUUUGACUUCCUCAUGGUGAGACUGUGAUUAGCUAUGGUAUAUAUGUAUACUGUAUGUGGCAUGUGGAGUUUGCAGCCUACAAAACCACAUCCUCCCUCUAUUUUUCUCCCCAGUUGCACAGAGUAUUGGCAUACAUGUAGUAUGUUUAACCAAAGUUCUUAUACUUAAAAAAAAAAAACCAGCAAACUUAAAACUUGGCAAUGAUACUAACCAGACUAAGACGCAUAACUUAAUUUAUCAGGAAAAUGCUCUACACAGAUUUCCUACUUGAGUGUUGAUAACCAGCAGUAAACCAGCACACAGAGUCUUGCGAUUUGUUAUUCUUGGGCACAGUGUGAGAACCUAAGAUGCAAAAGCCAGUUGAAGUCUUAGUAAUAGUUCUGAGGUAUUUGUAAUCAUGAAGGAUUAGCUUUUGCGUUCCUGCUUGUUCUUAUUUAACACAUCUAUUAGGUGACUUUGGUCCUGUAAAAAUUCAUAGUCCAUAAUAAUUAUUUCCCUAAAGAAGAUAGAGAGGCUUGUAAUUUUUUCACUUUCUGUCAGAUAUAUAAGAGGUAUUUAUUCAUAUGCAGAGAAUAAAUUUCCAGUGUUUUGGACUUUCUUGGUUCAUUUUAUUUAGUAUCAAGUAGACCAAUAAAUAUUUUAAAUUCCAGUUUUCACCAGGAAAGGAAUAUGUGAUAUGACUGGAAUGGCAAAAAGAAAAUAAAUCCACCUCAAAUACUUUGAUUCCAAUGAAAAAUGUCUAACAUUUUAAAUCAAGAGGAAUAAUAUUUUCUGCUUUCCCUUAGGUUUUUAUAGUGUGGUUUUUUCAUUCAGGUUUCUUUUUCCAUCUUGCCUUGAGAUUCCUGACCCAUGAUCUAGAAGUAAAGAGAAAAGGCACUUACACUACUUAUUUAUGUGUCGAAAAUUCCUGCAAAUUGAAACCUCCCCCCUCCCUGAACCUUGUCCUUUUGUCUGAGUCUUUCUCAAAACAGAUAGAUUCUAGGCCUUCCUGGUGUUAAAUAGCGCUGUAAGGAAUUUCAGGAGGUUAUCUCCAGCAAUCUGUCUUUUGGGGGUUGCAGUGCAAAGGCCAAAACCCAUUACUAUAAAGUCCUUCUUGGAAGACUAAGGAGGAAGAUACCAAUUAUGAUAAAGGAGCUGUAAAACUUUUAACCUCAACAUCAUUUUUAGCCUUGAAACUGGAAAAAAAAAGAGAAAAAAACAGCAUUAUUUUUAAAAAUCCCCAAAAUAAUGUGUACAUGGUUUCAAAACAAGUAGUAACUUUGAUAGCACAAAAUGAGAUUAAUAGGAAAAGUUAAGAAUGCAAGGUGAAGAGCAUUACCAUCUAUUUGUUGAGAAUGAAAUUAUGUGUCUGGACAUUGACUCAUUACGUCUCAUAUGUUUGUCAAGCAAAAGCAGUAGGGUUUCCUUUCAAUGCUAAACAUUAUCCUAUCCAUAGUUUGAUGGGUGACCAAUGUAGUUCCUAAUUUGCUUCUUUACUUUAAAGCAGCAUGGAUGUUAUAUGUUAGGGGGAUUACUAUUUGAACAGUAUUUUCACACAAUGUGACUCUUUAUACAUACUGAUAAAUUUCCUCAUGGAUUCUCUAGCAGUUCGUCAAGUGAGUAUUGAUCUUUAAAUUUAAAAUUAGUGUGAAGGUACAUGACAUAUUUCCAAUAGUUAGAUCUAUGUAACAUGUUUGUGUAUGGUAUUAAUAGCUUGAUAAAGAUUUGGGAAAAGUCCUUAUUAUGAACAUAUCCCAGCCUCAGAAUCUGGCAUAAUUUCAGGAGAACAAGAAGGUUUUCCAUCUUGAGAAAACAUGGAAAGUAGUGAUCUAUUCCUAUAUAUAUUAAUAAGAUGAGAAUUUUCCUUUUUCCUCUUUGUGAUUUGAGAUGAUACCACAAUACGAGGAGAAUUUUUAAUCUUUUCCUUUUGAUCAGCAAUAUUGUACAAGUGCUAUUUCCUUUAGGUUUUAUUGUAAAUAUUAAUCUUCAUGUCACUUCAAAGACUAGCCUUUUAUCAUUAUAUUAAAUGACAUACAUGCAUUGAUAAUUAUAAUUAUAUAUCUGUAUUUUAUUAAAAAAUACUUAAGAAAUUAUAUAUUAAAGUGUGUUACUAAACCCUUUUAUGACUUUGGAGAGGAAUCAUUUAAAGUGUCUAUAAACGGUGUUCCAAGAAUAGGCACACACAUGAAGACUCCAAACACAAAUUUUAUAGCUUACAAUUAUAAGGCAUGAGGAAAUGGGCCUGGUAUUCAUUUUUCAUGUGUUAAAUAUAAUUUCUUGGUGCCUUGACCAUGUCAUUGAAGGUGAAGCCCUGACAAAUGGUGAACACAUGAAAAUUCGAAUGUGAGAAGAGGAGGGCAGACUGGGAUGUUUUGUUUUGGGUCCGAGGGGGAAGGGCAAGGAUGUAAGAAUAAGCUACUUGUACCACUGACCAGUGAUGACAGAUCACUUUUAGACCCCUUGCCCAGAAAACAUUCCAAGGGACAUUGUGAUGAGGUGAGGUUGUUGCUAUCACAACCAGUCACAUUUUGAAAAUUAACACUUGCUUCCAUCCAAGCUCCCUCCCAGAGGUCAAUAGCUUUUCUCUAGUAGGGCACCCAGUUGCUGACCCCUGGUUUCUGGAAUGUAGGGGGGUGAGGAGACUUUGGUGGCCCCCAGAGGAGGUUGGGACAUAGUACUGCUGAUAUGGCAGUGGAUCACACACUUUAUAUUAGUGGAAUUUUGAACAGAAUGCACCCCACUUUUAAAAUGCGAAUUCCUCUUGAGACCUCACUCCCAAGAUAUAAACCUACAAGCAACUCACACCUUAGUAUGAAAUAGAUAGCACAGAAGUUUUGGAGAUAACUGGGGAUUUGAUUAAGAGAAGAGAGUAAAUUUUGGAGUAGGGUAGUUCUGAGAUUUGGAUGUGAAGGAGAAGGUGCAAGAAGAGUGAUCACUAACCAAGUCUGGGGUAAAGCCAUUAAAAAUAAUUUCUUAAGUGUUUUUCAGGAGUCAUGGUAGAGUUGGUGGGUGCUAUGCCGAUGCUAUCUUCUAUUAGGUUUGUAAAGAAUCCUCUAUUUCAAAGUGUAACUCUGCCAGGUGUCCUCAUGGAGAGUUUAUUGACUCAUCUACAUGGAGAGUUUCUUCCACUGGAAAUUAAAUCAUUUUAUUAAAUCAUUACCACAUUGUGUUUUAAUCUCAUUAAUCAUCAUUCCUUAAAAUAGGUGCUCAGAGAAGUUGCAGGUGAAGUUGACUAUGUGAAGAGUAAAGUAGACAUACAUGAUU
Messenger RNA from Cervus elaphus (red deer), 7535 nucleotides. RefSeq names its product T-box transcription factor 18 (gene TBX18). Gene Ontology annotation, molecular function: RNA polymerase II cis-regulatory region sequence-specific DNA binding; DNA-binding transcription factor activity, RNA polymerase II-specific. The coding region runs from base 2343 to 4130 and encodes 595 amino acids. Gene Ontology annotation, cellular component: nucleus. Lineage: Eukaryota; Metazoa; Chordata; Mammalia; Artiodactyla; Cervidae. The record is from RefSeq and is a predicted model, not a curated record. The transcript is spliced from 6 exons. Gene Ontology annotation, biological process: morphogenesis of embryonic epithelium; positive regulation of DNA-templated transcription; regulation of transcription by RNA polymerase II.